AACGGAACUUGCACCAUCUUUAUUGUUCGAUAAGGAUACACGAGUUCGGUUAUUAAAUAUGUCUUUGUAACAAGUCAUCGUCUGUUACGCAAAAAAUUCCUUUUCCGUUUGGCCCAAAAACUGACCGAUUAGUAGCGAUAAUCUUAUCUGCGAAAACGAUUUGUCGAGGCAUGGGCCAAUCUACGAUGGCCCCUCUUGGAUCUCACUACGAACAAACUUUAGCAAGCCGAAUGUAAAUGUUAAUUAUUACAGUUUUUGAUAUUAUUAUCCAGUUUACACCAACCGUGUUACUCGAAUCGAACGAACUGUACUUUUAAUUUUGUUCCAUAAAUUUGCGUCACCAUUCGCGUCAAUAAUACGCAAUAUUUCGGAUGAAUUAUUAUUCGAUACGAGAAAAAACAGCUCGCUUUAAAUAAUGAAUUAUUACACGGAGUACGUAUCAUCUAUUAUUCAAAUAAACACACUCCCAUUCCGUUCAAUGUUCCGAUAAUUCCAUUUAACAUCAUCAACGUUUGGAGAUAUGAUAAAUAGUGACAUUUGCCACUGUAAUUCGUUUCUGUUUACAGUGAUUCAUUAGCUGCGAUGUUAAAGCGGUUAAAAACACGAUACAAGGCACGACAAGGGAAUAACUAUGCUCACCUUAAUAACACCUCGGUUAAUUAACGGAAUUUUAGAAUAACGCGGCUGUAGAUUAUAGAAUUUCGGAACCGAGUAGGUGCGCGCGCAGUAAUUCGCGCGCGAUUCGGAAGAGCGACGAGUCCACCGCCAGAUGUCUGCACUCGUAGCGGAUCGCGUCGCGCGGGCAAUAAAGAAAAAUGGCGUCGUGAUUUCGAGCGGGCCAAGUUAAAUUGUUAAACGCGCGUUUUGAAACUCGGGACCUUUCCCCACUCCCCUGUAUCGUUGGAAUUAGUUGAAAUGGUGGAAGAAUGCGGGAGAGAUGGACGGCUUCCCACACUCGCGAUAAAGCGAUCCGUAGAGGGGGUAAGUCGCGCGAGGGGCUCCACUCGCGGCGGAGCAGCGAACAAACGAACGAGACAGAGACGCUCGGUGUGAUUCGCUCCGCGAUCGCGCGCUUUUCACCUCGAGUUUCUCGAUUUCCCGCGAAUUAGCAGCGAAGAGGCCUCGGGGGAGCGAUAAAACGAUCUCGUGGUGAUCGUUCGGUCUAACGGGCGAGUGGUAUCGACGUCUCUCCGAGCGUCAGCGAGCUCGCGAAUAUCAGCGGGAAUUUUUCUCACGGUCGACGAACCGCCGCGGACAUCGGGCCGAGAGAGAGUCCACGGUCUACCGUUUCUCGUUUGUCCGCUUUCUCUCGCAUGUCGUGAACGAUAGAGGAUGGGGGUAGCCGGCAGAAGAUCGCGGAUGCUCGUUCGCGAGAAACUCGCGAUCUACACUUUCCCCGUCCCGCGUCCCGCGUCGAGGCGUCGGGCCAUCGAGCAUCGAGCAUAUCGGUCGAGCAAGGUUCUACAUAUUCCCAUCCGUCUGUCCGUCCCUAGCCCCCCGGUUCGCAGUUCUCGCGCGGCUCUCGACUCCCGCGACUGUCGUCUCUCGCUCCGAUUAUCGCUCGACACGCGUCCGUCUCGGUAUCAGCCAGUGGGGAGCCAACGAAAACGAAAGUUAGCUGCGAAGCAACGUUUCGCCGCGGAUCGUGAACGUUUUAUCGCGAACCGUAUCGGUGGCGUCGCGACGCCGUGGUACGCGCCGCGUCGCGCCUCUGUCGCGAUCCUAGGAUCACGAGAAUGGAGGAAUCCGGAAUCGACAUGGGCUUCGAUCUGGCGGCGAUCACGGCCGAUCUGGAGCACCGCGAGGCCGAUCUGUCAGGACGUCGAUGCGACGACAAAGGAAUCCACGUCGACGACCCGACCAACUUAAAUGGAAACGACGACGACUGGGAGCAGGCCUUAUCAUUCUUGUCAACACCGGCGCAAGACAUCAUGUACUACGAAUUGAAGAGCCGAGCGCCCAGUACCGGCAGUCCACCGACGUUCAAGACCGCGACGCCCACUUCGCGCACGCAAUUGAAGCUCCAGUUGAUGAGAGAGCAGCUGCAGGAGCAGGAGAGGAGAGAGGCGGAAUUUCGUCAGAGCUUGCAGCAGCAGAGGCCAGCGGCUGCCCCUCCAAGACCAGUGCCCCCUGCGUCCCUCUCGACCAUCGGGGUGGACGUGCCGCCGCAAGUCUUGCAAGUGCGCACGCUAUUGGAGAAUCCGACGCGGUAUCAUGUCGUUCAGAAGCAGAAGAAUCAGGUGCGGCAGUAUCUCCACGAGUCGUUUCACGGAGGGGCGAUCGACGGCGCUGGUAGCGAGAGCGUCCUGGGUAAAAAUUCGGAAAUCGCGCCGACGUCCUCGCCGAUGGUCGUCCAAAGCGCACCGCCAGGACCAACGGUGCAUCACCAGAAGCCACAGCAUCCUCAUCUAGCCUCGUAUCCGCACCCGCACCAGCAACACCACCCGCACUCGCACCCUCACGCUCCCACGGUGCUGUCGCACGGUAAUCCUGUCGCGGCCAGCCCGGAUCCUAUGACCGGCGCCAUGUCGCCGGGUCUCUCCAGCGUCGCCACCAGCAAUUCCGAGGCGGAGGAUCUCCUGGACGACAUUCUGUCGUUCGAGGGUGGAUCCUUGGGCGACAGUUUGAAGGAUGGCCAGCCAGGAAGCCUGACCAACAUUCCGGAGCUAGAAAUCAAACCGGAGCCUCUGCUGCUCACCGAGGCGGAGAUACACGCUCUUGCCAAAGACCGACAGAAGAAAGACAAUCAUAACAUGAUCGAGAGGCGACGACGUUUCAACAUCAACGACAGGAUCAAAGAGCUUGGGACGCUUCUGCCGAAAACCAAUGACCCGUAUUACGAGAUCGUUCGAGACGUGAGACCGAACAAGGGCACGAUUCUCAAGUCGUCGGUGGAUUACAUAAAAUUGUUGAAAAACGAACUGACGAGGAUGAAGCAGAACGAGCUCAGGCACAAGCAGCUCGAACAUCAGAACCGUCGGUUGCUUUUACGGGUUCAAGAAUUGGAGCUACAAGCCAAGGCGCACGGACUUCCGGUUUCCGACUUCAAUUGGGCCUCGACGUCCGGGGGCAUGCUCAACGCCUUCCCCAGGAACAAGCUUCAGCAACGCAAGAUUCCAGAAUUGGUGACGGAAGAGGCGCCUAGUUUGAGUAUCUCGCAGCUGGAAGAUCUGAUGGAGGACGACGUGAGCGGGCCGAUACACAGUGGCGACCCUAUGCUGUCCUCGCCGCACCUUCCACCGUUGAGUCCAGCACCGACAGUAUGUCAACACGGCCUACCAGACGAGGACACCCUCGGUAGCCUGGCACCGACCACGCCUAAUUCUUCCUCCGACAUGGACAUUGUCGCGUAGCAUCUCGAACGGUAGCAGCCUCUCAAACGACGCGCUACCCGAGCACGAGCAUGUUUCGGGGGUUGGUGGUCGCGAACCGAGGCUGCUCGAUGCGAACGUCGGACCGUAAACGUUUACGGUCGACGACGGAAACGUAAUUCUCGGUCAUCUUUCUCUCUAACGGCUGGCCGUUACGUACACGGCUCCGAAAGAAUACUCUUUCGAGCGUGUACACUCCUCUCGUAUCUUAAUUUCGGUCUACUGGUUCGGUACCGAAACAAAACACGGAAUAUUCACGUUCGACCCCGUUACGCGACCGUUGGUCGGCCUCGAACAAGGUUCCCCAAGGUCGAUACUCGCGUAACGUUGGCUGGCGAGCUCCUCGCUUGGCUGCAAUCGAAAUUUUAUGGUACGAGUACUCGCGCAGGUCGCGAGUUCUGUGACGAUGGCUCGGACAUGGUAGACGGCAAAUCUUUCCAAAGAUGUUCCUUCGUUUCGUCGAGAGUACACGCGAUCUUUCCGAUUUUCUCGAUCAUCGUGGUUCUCGUGAUUUCUUUAAGGCGGUCCUGCGCGUAACGCGGGUCUCUCCGGGUAAACUGUAGAAAUGACGCAUUUUGCGCGAACGAGGAGAUCAGCGACGUUAGCCCUCUGCGGUCGGCCAUUUUGGAUCGCGAUGAUUAAGGAAACGCAGACGGAUAGAGUGGAUCUGAAAAUUAUUCUAUUUUAAUUUGACCGCACUGCCCGAAUAUUCAUAUUUUACUUCGUACAAGUGUAUAUAUUCUAGACACGUUAGCUUUCAUAUUCCCCCCCGAGUAAUAAUGUUCUAUUCCUCGAUAAUGUCACGCGAAGAACAUAUUCGUAGAAUAAAUUUAAAUAAACACGCAUAAAGAGUGACGGGUUCGUAUACUCAUCAGGGCUCGAAGCUCCGCCCCUUAAAGCUCGUCAUUCGAGGUCCGAAGAAAUCAAGUCUGCAAAGAAUGUCCCAAUGUAUCGUCCAAAAUGGCGAGAAUAUCUCCGCAAGGUAUCGCCGCAAGGUUUAACCUCGUAACGAUCUAAGCGUGCACGAUACGAAUCGUCGGUUAUCCACUUGGCCGAUUCGAAGAACCAUGGAGUCCCCGAGUCGAAACACGCCGUGAACUAUUUAGAUUAUUAAAGUUUGUUACGACAUUCGCUCGCCGUGGCCCUUUUCUGUCGCUCUUUCUUUCCGCCAGUUUCGCUUUCUCAUUGAUAAAGGAUCGAAACGCGCGAGAUCUAGGACGAGGACGACGGAGCCAGGUGUCACGGCCCGCAGACGGGCGUCGAACGACUCGGUUGCGCAACGUCGCAGCGGAGCAGUCGUUCGUUCGUCGUUUCGUUUCUCGAAAAACGUCUCGGUGUCGCGAAAGAAUUCGAGGCGUGCUAGAAACGUGUUCGCCCGGCUCUCGAAAGAGCGGGCGUACACGCACGCGCGCGUAAACUGUACGUAGAAGUAUGAUUAAGGAAACAAAGGAAACGAACGAGGCGGGAUGUAAGCAAACGCGUGUGCGAGAGAAGAGACAUUUCCGCGAAAGGGUGGACGUAUGCAUAAAUGGGCGACACGCCCGCGACAAGAUAUAUACAAAUAUUUUCGGAAGUAUUUUGCGACGGAAACGGCGGGGAGUCUGCGUUACUUGUGAGGGCUCGCUCAGAUUAUCGACCUUUCCUCGAGUCAAUGUUUGGCCGAGGGCUGUCCUGCUAAAAGACGCCGUGCUACGCCGAGUGCGAUGUCACUUACACAGGCUGGAUAAAGUAACGUUCCGCUACGCGGUGAAUACCUGGCUCUAGACAUCAAAGAUUUAUAUUCUGCUCUAAAAUAUUAGUAACCCGUAAUGGUUCGGAGCUAACCGUGUCCGAUUAUUAAUCAUAAUCGUGGAUUACAUUUUGCCCGACGCCUCUAACAGACCUCCAAGAUUCUCGUCCGACGGAAAAUCGAUGAACCGAGCGAGCCCUAAACCUCCGCCUUCGAGAGCCCCGAUUCAAUUUCUCCUCCUUUUCAAGUUCCUCCAAGAAUGUACGCGCGGGCACACCCGACUCGUGCUUUACCGCGUUCGAAAGUUUUUCGAAAAUGAGGAGAAACCGCGUCGGGACUCUGAUCUCUUACCGGUCCACGCGGACGUCACCGCCGUUCCCGUCGUCUUGUGAUCGUUUUAUCUCUAACCCAGAGUUGGGCAGAAUUUCGAUCGAAUAAUGGAUGACGAACGGAAACGAUUCAUUCGCAACGGAACACUCUAGCGAACAGUUGCUCGGAGAACCUUCUACUGGGAUUAAGUGUUGCUCGUAUCUUUUAUUCGUCGUUCGAGAUUUCUGAUCUGGAUGACAAUUUUGCCCAUCUCUGGCUCUAACUAUCGCGUUUUACCUCGUUGACGCGUAUUAUUCGCUCAUUGUUAUCCGCGCGAGCCGCGCGAGGGUCCUACGACGUUUCUCGCCGGUCAUCGCGUGAAACUGCAGAGUAUAUAAAGAGACGUUACGGAAA
This is a messenger RNA of Hylaeus volcanicus, 5823 nucleotides long. It is a transcript of the gene Mitf, whose product is annotated as microphthalmia-associated transcription factor. The transcript has 7 exons. Gene Ontology annotation, molecular function: RNA polymerase II cis-regulatory region sequence-specific DNA binding; protein dimerization activity; DNA-binding transcription factor activity, RNA polymerase II-specific. The record is from RefSeq and is a predicted model, not a curated record. Gene Ontology annotation, biological process: regulation of transcription by RNA polymerase II. The coding region runs from base 1737 to 3353 and encodes 538 amino acids. NCBI's taxonomy places the organism in Eukaryota, Metazoa, Arthropoda, Insecta, Hymenoptera, Colletidae. Gene Ontology annotation, cellular component: nucleus.